Humulus lupulus (European hop) is the source of this 534-nucleotide messenger RNA. Its product is annotated as protein PLANT CADMIUM RESISTANCE 8. NCBI's taxonomy places the organism in Eukaryota, Viridiplantae, Streptophyta, Magnoliopsida, Rosales, Cannabaceae. The record is from RefSeq and is a predicted model, not a curated record.
AUGGGUCAGGGGGAGAAGAUUGAGGGCAAGGAAGUUCAACAAACGGGUGAACCCCUUGGCUCCGUGGUUCCAAAUUAUCACACAAACCAGAACCAGCCGCUAUCGACCACUGGACUGUUUGAUUGCUAUGAAAACCAGACAAAUGCUGUUAUGACAGCUUUAUUACUACAGAUUGCAGAAGUACUAGAUGAAGGAGAAAUGGCUUGCCAUUUGGGAAGCUCCACAUACUUAUUGAUGAUGCCUGCCUUGUGUUAAUGGAUAAUGGGAUCAAAAUAUAGAACAAAGCUAAGGACAAAAUAUGGUCUAGUAGAAGCCCCAUAUACAGAUGUUAUCUCUCAUGUCUUUUGCCCCUGCUGUUCCCUUUGCCAGGAAUACAGAGAGCUCAAAAACAGAGGACUUGAUCCUGCUCUUGGGUGGAAUGGAUUCCUUGCUCAACAACAAGGAAAACAUUAUCAGGUUAAAACAGUGGACAUUCCUUCUAGAGCUCAAGCCAUGUCUAAGAGACCAAGAAGUUACUUAAACAACAAGCUUUGA